Messenger RNA from Diorhabda carinulata, 9817 nucleotides. RefSeq names its product serine/threonine-protein kinase 3-like. NCBI's taxonomy places the organism in Eukaryota, Metazoa, Arthropoda, Insecta, Coleoptera, Chrysomelidae. Bases 181 to 1734 code for a protein of 517 amino acids. Gene Ontology annotation, biological process: protein tetramerization; protein phosphorylation; regulation of MAPK cascade. The transcript is spliced from 8 exons. Gene Ontology annotation, molecular function: protein serine/threonine kinase activity; ATP binding. The record is from RefSeq and is a predicted model, not a curated record. Gene Ontology annotation, cellular component: cytoplasm.
AGAAGUUUAAAUUAGUAUGUCAAAGUCAAAGUCAAAACUAGUGAUGGUAGUUGCAAAUCAAGUCAACAUGGAGUUGUAAGAAAAUAAUAACAAAAAGAUUUAUUAUAAGUUUAUUGUUAAACAUGAUAUGCUUGUUUAUUAGUUCAUCUUCUAAAAAUCGUAUUAACUUAUUAACAUAAAAUGUCUUCCAAAAGUGAAUUGAAAAAGUUAUCUGAAGAAAGUUUGACUCGUCAACCUGAAGAAGUGUUUGAUAUAAUAUGCAAACUAGGAGAGGGAUCAUAUGGAAGUGUAUACAAAGCGCUUCACAAAGAGUCUGGUCAAGUGUUAGCAAUAAAGCAAGUACCUGUAGAUACUGAUCUUCAAGAAAUUAUAAAAGAAAUCUCAAUUAUGCAGCAAUGUGAUAGUACAUAUGUUGUAAAAUACUAUGGCAGUUACUUCAAAAAUACUGAUCUGUGGAUUGUAAUGGAGUAUUGUGGGGCUGGUUCAGUAUCAGAUAUAAUGAGAUUACGGAAAAAGACUUUGGUUGAAGAUGAAAUUGCUACAAUUUUGUCUGAUACUCUGAAGGGUCUAGAGUAUUUACAUUUGAGAAGAAAAAUUCACAGAGACAUUAAAGCUGGUAAUAUUUUAUUAAAUUCUGAAGGGCAUGCCAAAUUAGCAGAUUUUGGUGUGGCUGGACAACUGACUGACACUAUGGCUAAAAGAAAUACUGUGAUUGGGACCCCAUUUUGGAUGGCACCUGAAGUGAUUCAAGAAAUAGGUUAUGAUUGUGUGGCAGACAUAUGGAGUCUCGGAAUAACUGCCUUAGAAAUGGCCGAAGGCAAACCACCUUAUGGAGAUAUUCACCCCAUGAGGGCUAUAUUCAUGAUACCAACAAAACCUCCGCCUUCAUUUAGGGAACCUGAUAAGUGGAGUGCUGAAUUUAUCGACUUUGUUAGUAUUUGUUUAAUAAAAAAUCCCGAGGAACGUGCCUCUGCCAGUGACCUUUUAACUCACGAAUUUAUUAAAAAUGCCAAACCCCCGAAUAUUUUGAAUAAUAUGAUACAAGAAGCUCAUGAAAUCAGAGAGAAUCAAAGUUACAAAAAUAUACACACGGCUGCAAAUGUGCAAGGACUGAAUAAAAGUAUAAACGAUGAAUCUGACGAAGACGUUGCCUUAGUAAAUCAAACCAUGGUUUCAUGCACUGAUGGUGGUACAUUAGUUCCUGGUAAAGGUGGUACUUUAUUAUCCAUGUCGCCAAGUGGCACUUUGGUAGAACUCGAGUCUGAGUUAGGAACUAUGGUUAUAAAUAAUGAUGUGGAUGAUCAAACUAUGAAACGUCAUGAUACGAAUUCUCAGGGUGGUAAAAAGUAUAGGCCAAUGUUUUUAGAUCAUUUUGAUAAAAAAGAUGCCGAAGUGAAGGGUAAUGGAGUUGCUAGUCCUAUAACAUUAGAUGUUCCUGAUAGUACCACUGAACAACAAAAUUUCCAAAGUAAUUUUCAAGUAAAAUUAACAGAACCAGCUCCAGCUCAGCAGCAGGCUCAACCCACAGAACAAAAACCUCCAUAUCAACCUUUCAAUGAAGGAGAUUUCGAAUUUUUAAAAUAUUUAAGUUAUGAAGAAUUACAACAGAGGAUGAACACUUUGGAUUUAGACAUGGAGAGAGAGAUAGACGAACUUCGUAAGAGAUAUGAAAUCAAGAGACAACCUAUUCUAGAUGCAAUGGAUACAAAACGUAAAAGAACCCAAAACUUUUAAUGAAAAAAAAAAUAUGAACUUUCUAAUAAUUACUUUUGGGUGCUCAAAAAGUUGUUUUAAACCUAUUUUACAGGGUGAACUAAAAUCUGAAAUUCCUAUUGGGAAUUAUAUAGUUUUCCAAAAAAGUUAAAAUACACCCAAAACCGCAGAUAUAAAUUGGUAUGACGAAUCACAUAAAAGAAUAUGAUUUGAGAGGAUUUGCCUCGUACUCAUUCAGUUUCUUACUAACCCUUUUAGUGCCAUACAUAUUUCACCAAUAUGUGCUAAAAAUGCCAGUAAAAAAGUGCAUUUUCAUAGAUAACUAGCUGAGCCGGCAGACUUCGUACUGCCUCAAUCGAUAAAUAAAAGACCUAAACUUUUUUUAUAAAAUAAAGUUAAAACAAACAAAAGGAAUCCUUUUUUUUAAAUUAAAACAAAUUAAAAAAAAUGCUCGGUAUGAAUGAAGUUUUAUUAUUAUUUUCGAUUAAUUACACAUGAUGUUGUUUACUUACAAAACAGUUUUCCUGAAUAAUUGGCUAUUUAUAAGGUUUCAAUUUGAUAUUGACAGACACACACAGUUAUUAUAUAGUCUGUUAAUGAGCUUAGAGCUAUUAUUCCAUAAAUAUUGAACACUACUUUUUUCCAAAACUUCACUAUCUUUUUUUUCAUCUAAGUAUGAAUAUAGCAUUUUAUCAGAUUCAUCCACACAACCCAUGAAUUGAUUGUAGAUGGUUUCAAAAUUUCCACUUUUCUUUUUUACUGUUAUAUUUCCAACAUUGCUAUCAGUGGUAACAAGGAUGAAUGGAUUUUUUAUGGGCUGUUUAUCGCUUUGAGAACACAUUAGAAUUCCUCCAUUACUAAAAUAUUUAGACUCACCAACUUUCGUUAUUUGUAUUUCUUUGGGUAUAAGCUUUCUAUUGCGCCUUAUAGUGCCAGUUAUGUAUGUCACUUUCUCCAAAAGUAAUCAAAAUCUGUUCCUUGAAAACAUUUUAGAAAACAACGGAUUAUGACGUGAAUUCAUAUUCUUGUGCGCUCUUGUGAUAACCCUUUCCAGGAUUUCUGCCACAAAUGCUUCCAUCUCUGGUCUUGUGUGUGCAAAAAAUAUUAAAAGUAUACCGAUUGGUUUCGAUAACCAUUUUGUUAUACAAAAACUCUGUGAAAAAUAAAUUAAAAUACUCCGGUGUGGCUGCGUCAUCUUGAGGUCAACAUAUUUCAAGAAAUGCAUGCUGAGUUGGUUUUGUAAACGUGGCAUUUGAUGAUAGUUCCACAAAUUGCGUAUUUGGUUGUGUUGUAGUUUCGAUAACCGUUUUGUUAUACAAAAACUUUGUGAAAAAUCUUGACAGGAACCACAAUAUCACUUGCGCAAUCGCUCUCAUAAUCACUAAGGCAAUUUUCAAAAUGUUCUUUCGCUUCAACGUCUGUAUCUGAAAAUUCACUUGUGUCCGAUAUUUUGAAAUCAAAAUUAGAAUUAUCAAAAAAAUGAUAACCCCAAUGUUAUAAAAAAUAUGCGAUCGAAGAUAGUUAGGAUGCAAUAUAAUGAAUACAAAUACGAACACGGUAACACGUCGUUACCUGCGCGUGCCAAAAGUGAACUGGCAAAAGGAGCACUAAGCGACGCUGGCAUUUUUCACAACUAACGAGAGGAGCGCUACAGCAAUCUUUGGCACUAAAAGGGUUAAUUAACAAGGCUUGAUGUUUCGAGUUAAUUUAGUAUCAAAAAUUCAUAAAAUGAAAACGUAAAAACCAUUCAAAUUAUUUAUUUUCUCUUACUUUUGUACAUACAUACAAUUAGUGUAUUUUUUUAACAGAUCAACUUGCAUAUUGUUGAAACUGUAUUCUUAGAUAUGUUUUUGUUUGGUGCAUUGAAAUGUUCUACAAUAAGCACAUAAAAAAGACCUAAAUUUUUUUCAAAAAUAUAGUUUGUAAAUGACAGAAGUAGAAUAUUUCAAAACGUUUCGAAUUUUAUUCAAUGCUUUAUUAAUUUUUGAUUCGUGUGUUUCUUUUGUAUAACUUCUCCGAGAUGGACUGUGGAUAAUUCUAAAUCAUUCUAUAUACAGGUAAAUCAAGGAAUCGAAAUUUUCUAGACAUAAAAAUAUCAAAUUUUCUAUUUAAUUAAUAUGUAGUAUUAACAAAUUAUGACAAUAUUUCAAAUCAAACAUAAAAUACUUGAUAUAACAUUAUCACCUUUUUCUGAAUAAAUUUUAGAAAAUAAAAUAUUACUUCAUUUGUAUUUAAUAUUAGGGGAAGGUGGGGUAAGGUAUUUCAUAAAUAAAACUCUCUGUCUUUAAUUGCACAAUGUAGGAACUUUUAUUCAGAAAAUCAUGAGUCUUUCUUCCUAUAAUUAUAAUAAGUCAAAACAAAAAAAAUUAGUAUUCUCUUAGAAAUAUCAACUUUAAUAAAAUAACUUACCCCACCUAUAGCGUCGUUCUCUUCACAAAUCGGGCAAAUAUGGACAGUUUCGUCAUUAUUAUCUUCCACUCCUGCACAGCAAGACUUACCGCAAAUCUGGCAGGUGAUCCAUCCUUCAGAAGACUCAGAAUACAAGCCGUGGCAGUCAGACAUUAUGUAUCUUCGUUAUCUGAUGUCUGAGCUCCAUCGUCAGCUUUCUUUGUUUUUUUAGAUCUCUUGUUUGUAUUUUUCAUUUUAUUUUUGUUUGUUGCCUUUGGUAUCGAUUUCAUACUGUUUUGUCUUUCUUCUAAUUCUGUUUUAUAUGAAGAAGCAGUGAUAAUAGCUAUUUCUCCUCUUCUUCGAACUUGCCUUAGUCUUUUUUCGACAAUUCGUGUAUAAGACAUCAACUGUUUCAGUUGGUUGAGGUAGAGUGUUUGUUGAAGAAUUUAAGGCAAUGCCGGAGGCCGUUUGUGUAUCAGGAGCUGACGAUAUUACUAUAAGUGGAACUGAGUUGUAUUAACUUCAGGUUCCUUCUCAGCGUUCAAAUGACUUCGGUGGCCUCUAGCAAUGAAAUCGUCUUCGGUAAAAAUUUGUGUAUUAUAAGGCUAGAUCCCACAUGCAUUAAUUGCAAUUAACAUUGUUGCUGCCCGAAUAAACGCUCCCCCUAGAAGUUCAGCCCCAAAUACUAAUUUAUACCACAAUACCAACACUCAUAUUCACACUUAGAUAUUUUGGAACUCGAUAGUAUGAAUAUGAUUGUUGAAGCAGUGGCAAUAUGAAUAUUAUCAACUUUUCCAGAAAUCCCUACUUAAUUGUAUAGACCAGGGGUCUCCAAACUACAGCCUGUGGGUCAGAUCUGACUAAUGGUUUCGAACCACCAUCAUUUUCUACAACCUUUGACACAAAUGCGACCAUUUCUUUAUUUUCGCCACACAUAUUUUUGCUUCCAUUGAUGGUGAUAGAUAUCAAGUUUUUCCAUUGAAGGUUCUUUUUAAUAAUGGCAUUUUCAACUUCCUUAAAAAUAUCUGCCUCAAUUGUCGUGCCGGGAAUACUAUCAAUAUAAAGAAGCUCUUAAUACACUUCAAAGCUUAUAUCUACUCCACGAGUCGAAAUCAACACCUGAGCAGUAUCUGACAGUAUCUGACAUAUCCGUGGACUCAUCCAGGCCAGAGAAAACCAUUCAAGAUGUCCAUUUUUGUCAGACAUUUGAGAUAUUUUCUUGCACCCUCCAAGCCACGGUGUUUGCUGACAAACUGACACCUUUCAACUGGCGCGAGUUGCAGUCUCUUGCUCAGUAUUUGCUUUGGAAAACAAAGAUUGCUGCGAUUUCAGUCCGCGCUUCAAAGCCUCAAAUUUUUCUGUCCGCAAACGUCCUAUAUAUUUAAAGUAAUUUUAAUGAUGUUUCGAUUCAUAGUGACGUUUAAUGUUAUAUUAUUUGAGAACAGCUAUAGUUUCAUUACAAAUUAGACAUGGCGCUGUAUUAUUGCACUCAAUCACAAAAUACUCAAAGUUCCAUUCAUCAUUCCUCUACAUUCACUGUCUAUUUUUCGCUUCUUUCCCAUACUAAUAAAUCACAUAUAAAAACAAGUCUAUCAAAAAUACUCUUAUGGACAGGUGUUACUUCAUUUCACAAUAGGCAGAUUUUUUCUUCAUCGGCAUUGACCUAGCCAGAAGUACAUGGUAUCUCUAUUCGCCACUAGAUGUCAUUACGUGUCACAAUAUACAGUAGUAAUUAAAAUGCUAAAAAGACUAGGUUUACUUAGGGGGGCAUUGUUUUGGCCCUUGGAACAUACCGAAAAAAUUAUACUGGCCCGAAAGUUUGGAUACCCCUGGUAUUGAUAAUCGAUUCCUUGUCUACCCCGUACAUUAAUGCCAUAUUAAUCUUACAUUCGGUAAAUAUCUUAGCGAUAUGUAACAAAUUUUAGUAAAGGUUAUCUUAGACUGCCUUAUUAGGUUUGUACUUUAAUUUGAAGUUUUUAGAUGACUUAUUAACACAAUCGGAAAACCAACUGUCACAAUUAAGUACAACCCUUUCAUUUACUAACUAUCAAACUAACUUUCUUUAAAAAUCGUUAAGAAUAUGUGAGAGUUAAAGGCAGGUUUGUUAUGAUAGUUCACAACAUUACAUAUUCUUUCUGGAUUAUCAACCAGAAUUUUACUUUUGGAAUAUCUUCUGUUACCUUAUUACUAUCCAAUAGAACUGACGAUUUCCUAAUUUGUUAGCCUUGGUAAGAAAACACACACCCCACACUUUGUAUUAUUCAACUUUGUACAAUCUUCAGAUGUAAUUGAGAUAUUCCCCUUUAGAUCUAUCAAUCCACCAACUACAUUUUGUUUGGGAAAAGAAAGAGAGAAAAGUCCGGUUAUCUAUUAACUUUCCACAUUCCACUUAGGAAAGUUUGUGUUGAUACUUUGAUAUGAUUUUCCAUACUGGAAACAAUCACUCGUGGACCUAGACUUUGUAGAAAUAGUAAACAGUGUGUUCAGUAUGAAUAUUACCAAUAGUUCCAGAAAUUCUAAUUUAACUGAUAUGACAUUUAAUUUUCUUUAUUCUUUCCAUAACCUUUUUCUUUAUUUAACAGAGAUCCCUCUGAUUUAAAACAUGAUAAAACCGAUUUCUCUAUCCUCCGAGGUUCCAGCUCGGUUCUACGCAUUCUCGAGCAUGCGCAGUAUAGAUAAAGUGUCUGGAAUUAGAGAGAAAAUGGAUAUUAUCGACACUGUAACGUAGUCACGUUUAUUCCCAUACAAACUGUCCAUAUAGAAGUAUUACAUAUAUGACUUUUAGUGUAUCCUUAUUUUGUGACAUUCAAUUGAGUUGUGACAUGAUGAGAUGUUAAAAAGUAAAAAAACUAUUAAGGUUUUUGUGAUGAGUUUUUGUCUUUUCUAUAAAUAUGUUGUGUUCUUUUCCUUAUGUUAGUCAUCCCUGUAUGUAUCUAGUCACUCGAUAAUAUCUAUAUUAGGGUGGUCGUUAAAAGUUCAUUUUUUACGACGCCCCCUAAAAACCUAGUUCAUGAAAAUAAAACAAAGAUUUUUUUAUUUAAAAAGAACACUUGCCUCUAUACUAUCUAAGUUAAUUUUUUGAUGUAAUCAUCUUUUUUGUGAUUUUUGGGAAGUAUAAAAAAUUGCGGAACUAAAAUCAAUAAAAAUAACAAUAUUUGAUCAAAAUAACAAUAAACAAAAAUCUAAAUUUAAAAAUUUUUUCAACUGUUUUAGUGUUUAACCCAGCGGUGGUAGCGCCUCUUUUAAAUACAAAUUUGAUAGCGCUGGGUUCACCAGAUCCGAUAAGUAAAUAUGUAUUUUUAUAGAUAUUCAAAAAUAUUUUCCUUGUAAUUACUAUUCGAAUAUCUUAUAUAUACAUAUAUGUGAAUAACUUCGAUAAUAUAUUCUAAUUAUUCAACCCUACAUUUUGAUGCAAAAAAAUCAUUUUUAUUCUUAAAAAUAUUUAUUUAACAACCAAUGAAAUAUGCAUUCUAUUAAACGGAACAAAAAUUAAUGCUAAAACAAACUAAGAAUGAUAGAAAAAAUAAUUAAUUUAAACAUUUAUCACAAUAAAUAUUAACGUGUUUCAGGCAUAAAAAUGUAUGAAACUUUUUACAAUAGUAUUUUGAUUUAUUGUCAUUUUUACACUUAACACCGUAGCAGUAGACCCAUUUGGCAACUUUUCUGCAAUUAUAAUAUUUGUUGCUUCUUGACGUCUAUUUCUUACUUCCAGUGGUACAUUUUGAGCUGCUGAUCUUCUUUUCAAGUUUUCGUCUAAUAAUGAUAAGGCAAUGGUUAUCAAAAACUGUCUGCGUUUAAUAGUUUGAUCAUUAUUGUUAAAAUUGUAUAUGAUUUGUGUAUUUACACCUGCUACGUUCAUAGUUAAAUAGAAAAUUACCAAGUGGGCCACCUCCUGGUAUUACGUGCCACAUUGUACAACGAAAAAAGUUGGUCCAGUGUAUCAACUCCACUAUUUGUCAUAUUAUAAAAGGUGACAAUUUCUGGUUUAUAUUGAUGCACGAAAUCUUUAUCAAUCAUGUCGUUGUGGAGUAGACUGGAUGCUAAUAAGACAUUUUUAUUUUGUUCUGUCACAUACGACACAAGAGUAGUAUCUUCUUGAAAACCAAACAUACUUGACAAAAGCGGUCUUGGGGGUUCCACAGACCCAGCCUUACCACCGCAGGGUUAAAUAAAAAAAUGAAAGAUAUUCAAAUUGAUAUUUUGAUUUUAAAUUUACAUUUAUAUAAACUUCAUUUUAAUAUUUAUAUUUCUUCACUCAAAGCCUCGAGAAGUUUCUACUAUAAUCAUGUAAGAUUUGAAUGAGGAAUUGUUUUUCCUUCAUCUUUUGUAAAAAAAAUCUUUGUACUCUUGCAUUAGUCUCACGUUUAAUUAACUUAGAUCGUGUUAGGUAUGUGUUAUUUUCAAUGAACAAAAAAUUUCCAGUGUUUUUUCAUCAAAAAGAAGCUUUUUAGAAGGCGUUGCAAUAAUGUUAUUAUUAACGACCAUCCUAAAGUAUAUUAUGUUAAAAUUGAGAAAAAUGUUCAUUUUCUUUAUCUACUACGAAAAAUUCGUUACAAAUUGCUUUACUUCAUGCAAUAUAUGUCCAAUUAGCCGAUUUUAUUAGUUACGCAUUAUAAAUAUUUGUUAUUUUCUAUAUAUGUUGUACUUAAUAAUUUGGUUAAAGUUUAAUUGCGCCAUGUCCAUUAAAUGGGACACGCGAUAUUUAUUCUAUUGUAAACGUGAUUUCUUCUUUAUCAGAUAUCGUAUCUGACCCUUUGCAAAAAUGUGUAAAUUUCAGUUUAUAAACAAAAACAAACGCAUCACCGAAAAUAUUAAUGUUUUGUUGGCAAAUAAUACUCAUUGAUUCAAUUUGCACCAUAUAAUAAAAGUAUAAAUUUACUGUUGGGAGUUGGGUUCCCGAAAUUCAAGCACAUUACUUUUAUGAAUAUUUAUAUUGAUAAGAAUAUCCAGUAUUAAGAAUGAGAAUUUACAAUUUUCUGUGAUAUUCAAGCUCCUCUAAUAAAUUUGGGUGUUUCGGAAUUGAAAAUAAAGCUAUUAAACAAUAUAAAUUAUUGUCUUGAGACUGAUUAUCUUGUAUUAACCUAGUUAUUUAUUUAUAAUCCAUGUUGUUUUUGUUGAUAAGGUCUAUUUUACUUCAUACAUAUCUGAUAUUUUGUUUUGGGCGAUAUUUUAGUAUCAAUGGAAUCGAUAGUUAUUAUAAAACAUUUUGAAUUUGAAAAAUAAAAACUGCUUGGUAGCAAGGGCCUCAUUGGAUUAAAAAAUAAUUACAGAAAAGUUUCUAUUAAUUUGUGCCAAGUUAAAUAUUUUUUCAAAGAUAAUAUUUGAUAUUCAAAAAUCUAAUUUUAAUUUUCGUUUGGCCAACUUGUAUACACAAUAUUUAUAGGUUUUUUAUUGUAUAUACUAAAAAACUGCUAAUUUUAUUUUUUACAAUAUUUUCACACCUGUAUCAUGACAACUUGAUGUGCAUUGUUUCAAGAUUUAAUUUUUGCAGGGGUUCUGAUACACAUUAUUUAUAUUUGGAAAAUUUAUUAGUUUUUAUCGACUUUCCCCAACAUUAUUUGUACAGACUUCUCACACUACAAUUGUAACUUUAGAUUUAACCUUUGUACGAUAAGUACGCUUGCUGUGCCUUUAGUAGAUCUAAGUAGUUUUAGAUUGAAUUAGGAUUGUAUUCAUAUUUUUUGAUCAUCCUGAAUAAAAUUAACAUGAAAAACCA